AUGCGAGUAAUCAGCGAUACUGUGGAUCACGUGAUCAGCGAACGGGUGGCCAACAAUGCACAGGUGCCCGACUUUUUGCAGCAUUCGGUGAACGCUAGCGUAUGGGCCGACACAUACCCGACUUCUCCUGUAAGCGUCAAUAAGGCUUUUGAUAAAUUAACCAAGGAGGAAGUGAUUGGUCAGACAAUAAACAUGUUGGCCGCCGGACACGAGACCACAGCCUCGCAGUUGUGUCUCAUUACUCGCAUACUUGCGCUCAAACACUGGUAUCAAACAAAACUGGUCGACGAGAUUCAUCACACACUGUAUAAUAAGGAUAACAAUGAGUUGUCUAUGGAUUACGAAAAGUUGCAAAAAAUGCCAUUUUUGGACCCAUUUAUCAAAGAAGUGAUGCGAGUUAACUGUUUGGUCACCCGGUAUGUAGUGUUGCCACAUGUGUUCCACUUAAUAUUCCUCGACAGAAUGCUUACAAAAGACACGUAUUUAGAGGGUAUUUAUCUGCCAAAAGGCACGUCUAUUGUGAUACCCAUUUGGGCGUUGCAUUUAGACCCUGAUCAUUUUGCGGACUCUGAUGACUUUAAGCCGGAACGGUUCCUACCGGAAAAUCUAGAUGAUAUCAAACCGUAUACAUACCUACCCUUCUCUACCGGUCCGCGAAAUUGCAUUGGUAUGCAAUUUGCGGUAUUAGAGCUCAAGUAUACGUUAGUUAAGUUGUUGUGUAGGUAUGAGUUUGUGCCGUGCAAUGAGACCAAGGAUAUGGACUUUUAAAAUCCAUUGGUACAAGUAGCCAGUGUUAAACGCAUGAUGGUUAAGAUUAAGCACCGUGAUGGAUUUAAUAAUAAUUUUUAAUUUAU
This is a messenger RNA of Medioppia subpectinata, 854 nucleotides long. The record is from the annotation of a GenBank genome assembly. NCBI's taxonomy places the organism in Eukaryota, Metazoa, Arthropoda, Arachnida, Sarcoptiformes, Oppiidae.